Messenger RNA from Lucilia cuprina (Australian sheep blowfly), 2480 nucleotides. RefSeq names its product mitochondrial cardiolipin hydrolase (gene zuc). Gene Ontology annotation, biological process: piRNA processing. The record is from RefSeq and is a predicted model, not a curated record. Gene Ontology annotation, molecular function: RNA endonuclease activity producing 5'-phosphomonoesters, hydrolytic mechanism. Gene Ontology annotation, cellular component: mitochondrion. Lineage: Eukaryota; Metazoa; Arthropoda; Insecta; Diptera; Calliphoridae. The transcript is spliced from 4 exons. Bases 708 to 1523 code for a protein of 271 amino acids.
AAAAACGUUGGACAAAAAAAAAACGGAAUCAGCUGAUUUUGCAAUUGCAAAGCACAAACCAGAAAGCAGAAAGCAAAAGAAACAACAACAAACAACUAAAAGAUACACGUGCAUCUAACAACUACUGUUUAAGAUGAAAGAAAACUACAAAAGAAAAUCUAAAACAAGAAAUAUGAAUAAUGCACAAGCACAUAAACGUCAAAAUAAUAAAAUACAAAUAAAAUUUAAGCAAAUAUCUUAAAAUACAAAAACAAUGAGUACAAUAAAUUAAAAAAAAAACGUUAAACAGCAGCCGCGUUAAAAACUCAACUAGAAAAGAAAAAAAAAACGAUGAUAAAAUAAGAUCGGUUCACAAAUAAAUAAAAAAGAAACGCAACAUUAAAAGCAGUACAAAUAAAAUAGAAGAAACCAAAAAUAUACGUAAAAUUUAUUCGCUAAAUAAACGUCAAAUAAACCGCGUGUUCGUUCGGCUAAAAAAUCAAAAUUGCAAAAAAGUGCAUUUUGCACAAGUGAAUUUUGUUAACAACAGAAAAUUUAUAAAAAUAUUAAGUUUGUUAAAGUCCCAUUAAAAAUUCCAACAUAAAGCAGAGCAUAAAAAGUCUUUAGGUUUAAAGUGUUAAAAAAAAUAUAUAUAUAUAAAUUAUUUAAAAUAAAAGCCGGUUGGCUGCAAUUGAAACAAGUGCAAGUUUAAUUUAAAUUAAAUUAACAUGUUGGAAAAUAAUAUUUUACGUUAUUGUUUAUACGGUUCCUGUGUCAUUAUCUCCUCUGAAAUAUUGUAUCAUUCCUAUUAUUGGCUUAAGAAAAAGCUACAGCAACAAUCAUCUGCUCAAGAAGUGCAUGAGGUCAUUUGGACCAAUGAGUUAACACAAUCAUGUGCUGCUCGACAUCGUUUCAACAACACUAGUGGUGCUUCGCCUUCGUCAACGCCCACCAGUGUUUCCUCGCCAAGCAUGACCUCACAAGGUCGUAUUGUUAAAUUACUCAAUCCGCAAAAAACGCCCGCGAAAUGUAGUAAUCCUUAUUGUGCCGCGUACAAUGUCGGUCGUUUAAUAGAGUUUGUCGAUUCGGCUAAAUACUCCAUCGAUUUGGCCAUGUACACAUUUACGUCGUUUGAAUUGUCGCAGGCAUUUAUUCGUGCUCUUCAACGCGGUAUUUUAAUUCGUAUUAUAAGUGAUAAAGAAAUGGCCUAUUCCAGUGGUUCACAAAUAAUACCACUAACAAAAGCAGGUGUUCCCAUACGCUGUAACCCCAACACCAUGUUUAUGCAUCACAAAUUUUGCAUUCUAGACAGUCCUCUACGUGUUGCCGCCAUUCACAAAAAACAAAAUAAAUCCUUUGACAAAAGUCAAAACAGAAGUAUUCUAAUGACUGGCUCUCUUAAUUGGACCAUGCAGGGUUUUGGCGGCAAUUGGGAAAAUAUUUUAAUAACCAGCAAUUUGGAAUAUAUUAGCAAAUAUUCCCAAGAAUUUGAACGCAUGUGGCAUGUGUUUGAUGUGGAUUUAAAAAUAAAUAAUAAAAAUUAAUUAGAAAGCUGUAGAUUGACGUAAGUGGAUGUGAAAGGUAUGUUAACGACAUUUUAAUACCAAGAAAUAAUGUAAAACAUUUUUGGCCUAAAAUCGUAAAAAGAAGUUAAAACGUGCAAGUAGUGAAUUAGUCAAACAUAAUCGGUAUGAAAUCACUUGUAAGUACACGUGUAGGUUAAACACUUUUAUGGCGAUAUUCAAUUAAUUUCAAGCAGCUAGCACAGUGUGGUUAGAAGAGAAAUGUGUGACACAAAUAAGUUCUAUAUGACCAGAAGUUUAUUCAGACUAUCCACCAUCAACUUUUGGAGCUUAAAUAAUUAAGAAUUUGCCAUUAUAACUGUUUUUGUAAAGGUAGGCGUUAAACAGGGCGUGGUAUCCAAUUAAUAUAUAAACUACAUAUGUCGAAUUUUUCAUUAAAAGCGGGUGUUUUUGUCUUUUCUCGAAAUUAUUUCAUAGUUUGACUAUGUCCUGGCUGGUCAGUUGGUUUCUUCGGCAUUCACGUAGUGGCCAGGGCCUUUUUUGACCCUGGCGGUCAAAGGACUGAUGUAAGAUAAAGUCAAUAUUUCGGGAUAAGUUUGGUGAUGUUGCCGAAUGACAACAGUUACCCCACAGUGGAAUGACGGAGUUGGUAUCAAUUGUAGAUGAUACGGGAUGAAUGUAGAGGUAUGCCGGCCUCACUUCACCCGUAAAUCUAAAUGAAUGUGCCGUAAACAGGGCAGCAAUGGUAAGAGAUUUGAUUGCUGAAGUACUUGAGUUAAAAAAAUGCGACCUGCGUUAAAAUACACAAGGUGGUGAGUUGUUCAUUAUACUCACCCAGUGAUUGUAAAAGUACCAGCGUGAGAUAGGGCUACACGCCAGGUACUUCCGUAAAGCUCUUCGACUUCAAUGACACUUCUGUCAAUUAAAUAUAGAUCUGUGUUAUACAAAUUUUGUCCCCUGGUGCUGUUGUCGAAACAA